This is a messenger RNA of Cyphellophora europaea CBS 101466, 1764 nucleotides long. RefSeq lists its product as uncharacterized. The transcript is spliced from 3 exons. Gene Ontology annotation, molecular function: FAD binding; oxidoreductase activity. Lineage: Eukaryota; Fungi; Ascomycota; Eurotiomycetes; Chaetothyriales; Cyphellophoraceae. Bases 1 to 1764 code for a protein of 587 amino acids. The record is from RefSeq and is a predicted model, not a curated record.
AUGGCCCCCUCUACCACCGGCCUCAUCCUCCUGGGCCUCACAUCUGCCGCAUUUGCAGGUGUGCUGCCGAGAUAUGUUGAGCCCCGGCAAGGUCAGCAAUGCAAAUGCUAUGAAGGCGAUGCAUGUUGGCCUGCGGAAGACGAGUGGGAUUCCUUGAACAAGACGGUUGGGGGCCGUCUGGUGAAAGUCAUUCCCCCAGCCGCGCCUUGCUACAAUGAGUUCGAGGGCAUUCCAACCUAUAACGAAGCCAAGUGUGAAGAGGUCACCAUUGGGUGGCGCAAUCAGCCAUACAUGAUCGAGACUGGUGCCACGCCACUCAGGCAAUACCCUUCAAACAAUACAUGUCGACCAACAGAGGAUCCAACAGAUACCUGCACGAUUGGUUACCUGGCCGAGUACCUCAUCAUGGCUACCGAGAAGGAACAUAUCAAGGCAGGCAUUGACUUCGCGCGCGAGAAGAAUGUUCAUCUAGCGGUACGCAAUACUGGUCACGACUUCAUGGGCAGGUCCAUUGCUGCUGGCUCCUUGACGAUCAAUACACACAGCUUCAGCCAGAAGGAGAUCAUCAGCUCGUGGUCCGGUCCCGGCGACUACAGUGGUGGUGCCGUCAAGGUUGGUGCUGGUGUUCAAGGCCGAGAUCUGUACCGUUUCCUCAACCAGCAGAACCCGCCGGUGGUAGCUGUCGGUGGUGAAUGCCCUACAGUAGGGUUCUCUGGCGGCUAUAUCCAGGGUGGUGGGCAUGGUCCUCUAUCCACAUUGAAGGGCAUGGCUGCUGAUCAUGCUCUCGAAUUCGAUAUGAUCACCGCAAAGGGCGAGUAUGUCACAGCCAACGCCGACAAGAAUCCCGACCUUUUCUGGGCUUUGAAGGGCGGCGGGCCUGCCACCUUCGGUAUCGUGACCUCUGUGACGGUCAAGACUCACGAGGAAGUCCCUGUCGCUGGAGCCUUCAUCAACAUCAACAGCACACACACCACAGACUCAGAUCUCUUUUGGAAGGCAGCUGAUGCCUUUCAUGGCCUUGCAAACCACUACGUCGACCACAAUAUGUUCGUGUACUACGAGCUAAUGGAGCUACGGCUUCACAUUCAACCGUUCACUGCCCCUAACAUGAACGCUGCCGAGCUCAAAGAGGCUCUUGCGCCUCUCUACGAAAAGCUUGAUGCCCUCGGGGUUGCCUACGACACUGGCAUCAAGGAAUUUGAUACUUUUUUCGAGAUGUACAUUGAUAUGUACGAGGACGAGAACGCUGGUGACAACACCAUCAUCGGCGGCCGGUUCUUCGCUCGCGAGGACAUCGAGAACAAUCAGGCUGGUCUGACUGAAGCUUUCCGCAAUGCAGUUCAGCCUCCCAACUAUGAUCUCACGGGCAUUCUCAUCGGUCAUAUCGUCGCUCCAGGUAUCGGCAAUCCCACUGCCGAUAACGCUAUCCACCCCAAAUGGCGCGAUGCCUCGAGCUUCAGUAUUGCCGCACUAACCGUCGCGACGAACGCCUCUCUGGCGGAGAAAGAGCACGCUUGGGACAUCCUCACCAAUACCGUCGACGCUGGCCUUAUUGCUGCCAGCCCUAACGGCGGCGCAUAUGUCAACGAAGGAAACAUCGAGCACCCCAACUGGCAGGAAGAGUACUGGGGCGACAACUAUCCGCGUCUACUCGGUAUCCGGAAGGAAUGGGACCCCGAGGGUCUCUUUUAUGGGAAGGCGCUCGUGGGCACUGAAGAGUGGGAUCUCGUGGAUGAGCCACCCCGGUUGUGCAAGGUUGCGUAA